Messenger RNA from Rattus rattus (black rat), 138 nucleotides. RefSeq names its product thymosin beta 15a (gene Tmsb15a). Gene Ontology annotation, biological process: actin filament organization; regulation of cell migration. NCBI's taxonomy places the organism in Eukaryota, Metazoa, Chordata, Mammalia, Rodentia, Muridae. The record is from RefSeq and is a predicted model, not a curated record. The transcript is spliced from 2 exons. Gene Ontology annotation, cellular component: cytoplasm. Gene Ontology annotation, molecular function: actin monomer binding. The coding region runs from base 1 to 138 and encodes 45 amino acids.
AUGAGUGAUAAGCCAGAUUUGUCGGAAGUGGAAAGAUUUGAUAGAUCCAAACUGAAGAAGACAAUCACCGAAGAGAAGAAUACUCUUCCGUCAAUGGAAAUCAUCCAGCAAGAGAAGGAGAUGGCGAAAAGAUCAUAA